AGACUUGAAGAAAAUAAAAUGUCAACGGCACCUUGGAAACCCAUUUUAAAAUCGAUUAUUGCAGAACAUUUUAAAUUUUCCGAUACAAUGCAGCCAAUGCAGCUGGCAACCUUUAAUACAGUUACGCAAAGACCUGCAAAUCGUACCGUUGUCUUCCGUGGAUUUAUUAAAGAUAAAGAAGAUUCUUUUGAAUCCGAUUUACUUUAUGUAACAACUGACGUACGUUCUAGUAAAGUAGAACAACUUUCAAGCAAUUCCGGAUUCGAAAUUUGUUGGUGGUUUCCUAAAACGCAAGAUCAAUUUCGGUUAACUGGAAAUGCAUGCGUAUUUUCAUCCGACUCAUCAAUCAACUCAAAAUUUCCAUUUGCCAAACUUUCUUCAUAUUUUCCUACGGCUAAUUUUAAUUGGGAUGAAAAAUUAGAAUAUUAUUUCAAACAAAUUUCUGAUCAAUUACGCGCAGACCUUACUCGUCCUACUCCCGGCCUUCCUCUUGAACAUGAAAAUUAUACUAAAAAACUCGCAGUUGUAGCCAAAGACGAGAGAGAAAAUGAACUAGUUAAACAGUCAUUUGCAAAUUUUGCGUUAGUCAUUUUUGAGGUUGAAGAAGUUGAUCGUGUUGAAUUAGCCACUGACCCUCAUAAAAGAACAAAUUGGAAAUUGAAUAAUCAAACUAGAAAAUGGGUAGAGCAAAGAGUUUAUCCUUAAUUAUAAUAAAUGAAAUGAUAGUUUAAUUUAUUUUAUUUAUCACGCAAUCGUUACACUACAAUUUCUAAAAUUGGUUAAUAAUAACUCUCUUAUAUAACUAUUUAAAUUCAACGUGUUUUUGUAAAUUAGAUUUGUGUAAUUAGUGAGAAAGUAGUAUGUGUUCUUAUUAAUUGUUGAAUGAGCCAACCUUACAUAGUGUUUUUUUAUAAUAAUUUUAUUAUUCUUCUUUUAGAAAUUAUAAGGAGACGAGAUCUUAGCUACAGUACUACUGUUUUAUGCUAUAAUCUGCUAUAAUAAAUAAAAUAAAAAAGCAAUUUCCUAACUUGAUCG
Molecule: messenger RNA, 1035 nt
Organism: Rhizophagus irregularis DAOM 181602=DAOM 197198
Lineage: Eukaryota; Fungi; Glomeromycota; Glomeromycetes; Glomerales; Glomeraceae
Molecular function (GO): FMN binding
Source: RefSeq, a predicted model, not a curated record